UUGGAAUUGUCGAGUUACUUUGGGUUUUCCAACCGCAACCUACAGUACGCCUAGUGCCAUUAAGUCUGAAGUAGUUCGUCCCCGAGCGAUUUUCUUCAGCUUAACAUCACAAGUUUGUAGACGCAUUUGAAAACAUAGCAAUUAGUGCUUUGCAUUUGUUGUAAGGUACUGUUUAGAGAGAAAAAAAUGUAAAAAAUGGCAGCCUUCGUGGAACCACAUUUUGACGCCUGGCAGGCUGGUGGUAGCAACAUAUCCGUCGUAGACAAGGUCGCGCCGGAAAUGUUGCACAUGAUCCACCCUCACUGGAACCAGUUCCCACCGAUGAACCCACUGUGGCAUUCAAUCCUUGGAUUCGCCAUCUUCGUGCUGGGAGUCGUCUCUAUGCUUGGUAAUGGUUGCGUGAUCUACAUCUUUACCGGCACCCGAAGCCUCCGCACCCCAUCCAACUUGCUAGUGGUCAAUCUAGCCUUCUCGGAUUUCUUUAUGAUGUUUACGAUGGGACCGCCUAUGGUGAUCAACUGCUGGCAUGAGACCUGGGUCUUUGGACCAUUCGCUUGCGAACUCUAUGCCAUGUUUGGAUCACUGUUUGGCUGUGCCUCGAUUUGGACCAUGACUAUGAUUGCAUUCGACCGAUACAAUGUCAUCGUGAAGGGUCUGUCUGGAAAGCCUAUGACCAACAAUGGCGCCCUGUUGCGCAUCAUGGCGAUCUGGGCCUUUGCUCUGUUCUGGACUUUGGCUCCAUUCUUCGGAUGGAACCGAUAUGUCCCAGAAGGUAACAUGACUGCCUGCGGUACUGAUUACCUCACCACCACCUGGUUGAACCGCUCGUACAUCAUCAUCUACGCCAUCUUCGUCUACUGGACUCCUCUGCUCACGAUCAUCUACUCGUACUACUUCAUUCUGAAGGCAGUAUCCGAACACGAGAAGAACAUGCGGGAACAGGCCAAGAAGAUGAACGUCGCUUCCCUGCGAUCCUCGGAAGCUAACCAAACCAGCGCUGAAAUCAAGCUGGCUAAGGUUGCUCUGGUUACGAUCUCGCUGUGGUUCAUGGCAUGGACUCCGUAUCUGGUCAUCAACUUCACCGGUAUCUUCAAGGCCGCUCCGAUCAGCCCACUGGCCACCAUCUGGGGAUCGUUGUUUGCCAAGGCCAACGCCGUCUACAAUCCAAUUGUCUACGGUAUCAGCCAUCCGAAGUACCGCGCUGUUCUGCACCAGAAGUUCCCAUCGCUAUCCUGCCAGGACAAGCCGAUGGUUGAUGAUAGCCAGUCAACUGCAUCUGGAGCGACAACCGCCACCGAGGAGAAGGCUUAAGUACAAAAGCGACACAGAACUUACACGGUGAUAUUUUUGGCAAACGAUGUUGACUCUUUAUUAGAUAAUUUAGCAAAAUAUAGAAAGCAAGUUAUGAAAUGAA
Molecule: messenger RNA, 1414 nt
Organism: Ochlerotatus camptorhynchus
Lineage: Eukaryota; Metazoa; Arthropoda; Insecta; Diptera; Culicidae
Product: opsin-1-like
Exons: 2
Coding region: 196-1311 (371 amino acids)
Biological process (GO): phototransduction; cellular response to light stimulus; visual perception
Cellular component (GO): plasma membrane
Molecular function (GO): G protein-coupled photoreceptor activity
Source: RefSeq, a predicted model, not a curated record